AUGCUGGUAUGUGUUCUGCUCGCGUGCACCACAGGGGCGUGGGCCCAGCAGCCGGUUGUAAAGUUACUGGACUUGCUAUAUACAGAUGAUCCCGCGUCAAAUGACUCAAUCAAGGCCUACAAAUCUGGUGUGAGUGCUGCAUUGAGGUCGCGCAACUUCAUGGUUGAUGAGAGACAACUGCAGCGUAUUGCGCCGCCAGUUGGUGUUGCGCAGAAUGACGUCCGCGCCGUGAUUACUCAGGCGAUGACGACAGACCCUGACAUCCUUGCUGUUGUGGGUCCUGUAGGCGACGAAACGUUGCUGGAGGCCCUGCCGGUUCUGGAGCAGUACGACUUAGUGGCUCUUGGCCCGUACACCGGAUCGGCGACUGUGCGUUACUGGGAGACGCACUUUUACUUUCUCCGCACGGAUCCAAUGUCUGGUCUGUACGCCCACAUUUGGUACGUGACCACGUACCUGCGUGUGUACCGGCUCGGCUUUAUGUAUCUGACAGAUGUUUCUUACGGGGACGACGAGUACGCCGCCGCCGAGGACUUGAUGGAGGGCAUGGGCUACAGCCUGUGUGGCGUCUUCAAACUACCCGGGACGAAGACCUGGAGUGAGAGCGACGCGGGGUUCCAGGCCGCGUGGGAGGCGUUCGUGGCGACCCGUCCGCAGGCCGUGAUUGUCUUUGGCAAGCCGUCCACGACGACCGAGGUAUUUAUACGUAAGAUGCUGCACGACGACCGCACGCGAGGUGUGUACCUGCUCUCUCCACUUGGUUUGCAGAGCCUUCUUGUCUCGACGUGGAAGGAUGCCGUCGUGGCUGGCCUCCCGUUUGUGGCCGGGCAAAUCAUCACGACGGGGGCGAACCCACUGGCAAAUGACAUGCGGUACGACGCAAUCAAGCGCUUCCAGAUGGUGAUGGAAGAUUACCUGAAGAACAGCGGGCAGACAGACUACAGCGACGCGGAUCAUUUCCUCAAGAACGAACUUGACGGCGAGCUGAUGGUUGCCGGCUGGGAGGUGGGUGAGGUCUUGCUCCAGCUCUUCGCCUCGCGGGAGUGGACGUCAAGUCACCAGGCUUUUCAAAAGUCGCUCUUCAACCAGCGGAGGUACGUCAUCGAUGACCUUGUGAUUGGCGACUUCGGCGGCGCCUGCGAGGGGCAGGCUGCGGUGCUUGGUGCCAUAUGUGAGUGCAACCAGGGCGGCCGCACGGUGUACAUCAAGACCUUUAAUGAGUACUUCAAGCCUGUGACGCUGGAGGACGAUGAGUUCACAUACCCGUUGUCGGUCUGCUACCCGAGCUCGGUGCAUCUGCUCACUCCCAUCAAUGCCCUGGAAGUUCUCAUUGGAGACAGUAAGCGUGCAAGCUACGCCACGAACGAGAUUUCGUGCGGUGAGAAGGCUGCAAUACCGGCAUCGUUACCGGGGGCGCGUGAAUUUAUGUUGAAGAUUCUCCCCGGGACCCGCGCUGAGCCCGUCAAGGAGCUGCAGGCCGAGCUGAGUGAGCGGCGUGCGGAAUUGUUCUUGGGCGUGGUGGUGGAAGAGGCGCUGGGCUUUCCGAGCCUGACCUAUGUGGACCCCGUCGAACUGUACGUGGCCCCGCACUUGCCGCGGUACAAUGUCGUCUACCUCUCCGCGACGCUUGAGCAGCAAUUGUUCAGGCUUGUGGAGUACCUCUCCGCCUCUUCCGUCGAGGAGGUCCACGCCAUCAUCUCGGGCCCACACAAAGCCGCCGUCGCCGACGUGCUGCGCCGCACACUCGUGACGUUCGGCGUGAAGCUAAAGUCGAUAAAGCUUUUUGAGUGGCAGCAGACCGUCAUUCAGGACCUCCCCAGUGCUGGGUGGGUGUUUGUGCUUGGCAUCUUCACCACCGACCUCGGCCUCAUCCUAGAUCACGUCGCUGCCCACUCAGACCUGCAUGUUCUCAUGUCAUACGACGACCACAACCUUCUCUACCCCUACUUCGUCGGCAGGAAGGCGGAUGGUGCCACCGACCGUGUUCUUUUUGCGACCAACAUGCCGCACUGGGGCGACACGAACUCGCCAGUGAGGCUUGUGCACAGUUACCACGGCGAAGUGACGAAUAAGUCCCAGUGGUCGCCGAUGAGCCUGAAAGGGUAUGCGGUUGUUCGGGCGAUACUGGCGCUUUCUGACGUGAUGGAUAUCUUCUCCGCCGACCUUUUCCUGGUAACACUCUACAUGUACAAGACGAUUUAUGUGGAGGACAUGGUGUUUGGCCCCUUCGACGACGGACUAACCAAGACAUGCGAUGAGACUUCGGAUUGCCUGGUGAACUACGGGGCGUCACUGAUCUCCGUCUGGUCGAUGUCGCGGUCGCUGGACCCCUCGCUCCCACGCGUCGCACCCCCCAUGACACCGUCGAUGCGGUACGUGGAGCCAACAAGUGGACUGACAAAGAUGCAGCUCUUUGGCAUCAUCCUCGGCGUGAUUAUUCUGGUUAUUAUUGCGGUUGUGGUAAUCGUUGUAGUGCUAAUGUGCUGCCGCCGCGACUCGCGCGACAACGCGAAUGCGCCGAAGGAGCCGACGGACCCCGUGACGCUCGUGUUCACCGACAUCGAGAGCAGCACGGCGCUGUGGGCCGCGUGCCCCGAGCUGAUGCCCGACGCCGUGGCGACGCACCACCGC
Messenger RNA from Trypanosoma conorhini, 2631 nucleotides. Its product is annotated as adenylate cyclase. The annotation marks the transcript as partial. The record is from RefSeq and is a predicted model, not a curated record. NCBI's taxonomy places the organism in Eukaryota, Euglenozoa, Kinetoplastea, Trypanosomatida, Trypanosomatidae. The transcript has a single exon.